Molecule: messenger RNA, 4657 nt
Organism: Ictidomys tridecemlineatus (thirteen-lined ground squirrel)
Lineage: Eukaryota; Metazoa; Chordata; Mammalia; Rodentia; Sciuridae
Gene: Dpysl5
Product: dihydropyrimidinase like 5
Cellular component (GO): cytoplasm; cytosol
Molecular function (GO): hydrolase activity, acting on carbon-nitrogen (but not peptide) bonds, in cyclic amides
Source: RefSeq, a predicted model, not a curated record
UGGCGCCCCAAGCACCGGCAGCUCCCGCGCCGCGGCGAGACCGGGAGACAGAACGAUCAACCAACCAUCUCAGCAGCAUCACGGAGGAGUGGGAACAUGCUUGCCAAUUCAGCCAGCGUGCGUAUUCUCAUCAAGGGAGGCAAGGUGGUGAAUGAUGACUGCACCCACGAGGCCGAUGUCUACAUUGAGAAUGGCAUCAUCCAGCAGGUGGGCCGAGAGCUGAUGAUCCCCGGAGGGGCCAAGGUGAUUGACGCCACUGGGAAACUGGUGAUCCCUGGAGGCAUCGACACCAGCACCCACUUCCACCAGACCUUCAUGAAUGCCACCUGCGUGGAUGACUUCUACCAUGGGACCAAGGCAGCGCUUGUUGGAGGCACCACCAUGAUCAUUGGCCACGUCCUGCCUGACAAGGAGACCUCUCUCGUGGAUGCCUAUGAGAAGUGCAGGGGUCUCGCCGACCCCAAGGUCUGCUGUGACUACGCCCUCCAUGUGGGGAUCACCUGGUGGGCACCCAAGGUAAAAGCAGAAAUGGAAACCCUGGUGAGAGAGAAAGGCGUCAACUCAUUCCAGAUGUUCAUGACCUACAAGGACUUGUACAUGCUUCGGGACAACGAGUUAUACCAAGUGUUACAUGCUUGCAAGGACAUCGGGGCCAUCCCCCGAGUCCAUGCUGAAAAUGGGGAGCUUGUGGCCGAGGGUGCUAAGGAGGCACUAGAUUUGGGUAUCACAGGCCCCGAAGGAAUCGAGAUCAGCCGUCCAGAGGAGCUGGAAGCAGAAGCAACUCACCGAGUCAUCACCAUUGCCAACAGGACUCACUGUCCCAUCUACCUGGUCAAUGUGUCCAGCAUCUCUGCUGGUGACGUUAUUGCAGCUGCUAAGAUGCAAGGGAAGGUGGUGCUGGCUGAGACCACCACCGCACAUGCCACACUGACAGGCUUGCACUACUACCACCAGGACUGGUCCCAUGCGGCCGCCUAUGUCACCGUGCCUCCUUUGAGACUGGACACCAACACCUCCACCUACCUCAUGAGUCUGCUGGCCAAUGACACUCUGAACAUUGUGGCAUCAGAUCACCGGCCAUUCACCACGAAGCAGAAAGCUAUGGGCAAGGAGGACUUCACCAAGAUCCCGCACGGGGUGAGCGGCGUGCAGGACCGCAUGAGCGUCAUCUGGGAGAGAGGAGUGGUUGGAGGAAAGAUGGACGAGAACCGUUUCGUGGCUGUUACCAGUUCCAACGCGGCUAAGAUUCUCAACCUGUAUCCCCGCAAGGGCCGCAUCAUCCCGGGAGCUGAUGCCGACGUGGUGGUGUGGGACCCGGAAGCCACAAAGACCAUCUCCGCCAGCACCCAGGUUCAAGGAGGGGACUUCAACCUGUAUGAGAACAUGCGCUGCCAUGGCGUGCCGCUGGUCACCAUCAGCCGGGGGCGUGUUGUGUAUGAGAACGGUGUCUUCAUGUGUGCCGAGGGCACCGGCAAGUUCUGUCCCCUACGGUCCUUCCCAGACACUGUCUACAAGAAACUGGUCCAGAGAGAGAAGACCUUAAAGGUGAGGGGAGUGGACCGCACUCCCUACCUGGGGGACGUCGCUGUCGUUGUGCAUCCUGGGAAAAAAGAGAUGGGCACGCCGCUGGCAGACACGCCCACACGGCCGGUCACCCGGCACGGGGGCAUGCGGGACCUUCACGAAUCCAGCUUCAGCCUCUCUGGUUCUCAGAUUGAUGACCACGUUCCAAAGCGAGCCUCAGCUCGGAUCCUCGCGCCCCCUGGAGGCAGGUCGAGCGGCAUUUGGUAAAGGCCCUUACCGGCCCCCCAAGUGAGGAUGCGCCACUGCCACCCACCUGCACACCUUCCGGCCACAGCUACAGGGGGCCGGAGAGGCUGGGCUGGCAGCACCACCUGCGGGGGGGCCCCCCCCAGACCGGGGAGCCUCCCCACAUCUGAACGUGAUUCGCUGGGCUUCGAGCCACCCUAACAGGCACUUUGAGCUGUCCCUCCUGCUGUGCUCCCUUCCUGCGGCAGGGGCUUCUCCGGGCCCCAGAAGCCCACACUAUGCACGGAGGGGAGCAAUGCAUAGCCCUGGCCCAGCCCCUCCUCCCACCACUGCCACCUCUGCUGGCUCUGGGAAGGCCCAGACUCUAGUGCCCUGCCCCUGGCCACCCCACCAGGUGUCCAGAGCACUUUAGCAAAUGUGUUUUAUAAGUAAUGGCCUCCCUCCCCCACCCCCUUAGGCCCCUUGGUGACAUUUCCCAAGUCAGACAGGCGUCAGCUUCCCAGCCAUGCCUAGGACAUCCUAUCUCUCCUAACGCACCUCUAGUCCUGUGUGGGUGUAGUCGGGACACUCUGGGUGUGGGUGUGGUUGGGACACCCUGUGCCCUUUGCCAGCCUCUUUCAGCUCCAAACCCAUACCCUCUGUGAGACCCAGGCCCCAAGGGGUAGCUGGGCAGGGGUGUAAGGCUGGUGCCAGGCGCGUGUAAAUGGUUUUGUUUUGCACGUUUGGUUUGCGCAGUGGUUUGGUUUGACUUGUUUGUGCAUCCUGUGGAAAAUAACGGUGCUUCGUGUCACUAGCAUAGCAUAGAAACAGGAAUAGAUGUGGUCCUUAGGAGAUGCUGCACUCGCCACCAACCAGACAGCACAGGGCAGAGUUGAUGGGGCCAGGCCGCACGGGCCCCUCCCCCAGGCUUCCUGGGCCAGGACCCACUUCCCUCCUUCAUUUGGAUUUUCUUCAUUCUAAGAAGGGGACCUGGACACUGGCCCUUGAAACCUUCAGGCAGUAGGUCAGCCCCUCCCAUCUCUGGCCCUGGUCAUUCCCAGCACUAACCACUCCCAACACACACACACAGCUCCCUGUAACUUCCUCUUGCUGGACAGAGGCCUGGCCACUCCUCCUGUGUGAUUGGCAAGAGGCCUCAUGCCUGCUGAGAGAGGGGGAGUGGAAGAGGGACUGGCCAAAUGCCCAGGGCCAGGGAGGGAGACGCCAUCCACAGGGACAAUGGUAAAUCCACAUCACUGCAUAAGUGCCGUGGACUCCCGUAGUCAGCACCCCACCUUCACUGGCUGGUGGCCUCAUCUCCCACGUUCCAUAGAGAUUAUCACGGGAGCCCUGGAGGCAGGUGAUGUCCAUCUAUCCCUAGUGGUAUGGGAAGUGGCCCAGCCACCUCCCCUUGAUAAGCCUUGUUUCCCCCUCGGGAAGUGAUUUCAUGUCGAGCCUUUGGUUUGAUCCUCCCCAAGCUUUCAGGAGGCCCCUGGACUCUUGGUUAAAGGUCAUACCCUGCGCAUUUCUAGAGCGCUUCUGCAUAUCAAAGCUCUUCCAUAUAAAGAUUUCACUCACUCCUCACAACCAUAGAGCACACCUAUUAUUCUUCCCACUUUACAGAUGAUGGAACUGAGGCCCAGAAAAUUUAGACCCUCUGGUCCCAGAAGUGCCCAUGACUGCCCUGUGACCAUAGCUCUCUAGCCUAGCUAUGGAGGAGGAGGUAUGGGGUGGUGUCUGCUGUCAAACCCACCAACAACUAACUAGAAGACUUACUCCUUGGUAGGCAUUCUGCUUUGUUUUGCACAAAUAGAUUUUUCUCUGUUGUAAACAAAUUAAUGCACAUUCUUGGUUUGAGUCAGGACUAGCCAAAUGUUGGGGUCCUCCUGUGUCAUUUGAGCUUCAUCCACAUCCUCCCUUCACUCCCCUUAAUCUCACUUAGGGGCUGAAAGGAUAUAUGGUAACCCAGGGAACAGAGGCAGCUAUGGGGACAGUAGGUAGGGACCCAGGCCUGGGAAAGCCACAAUGGACAAGGGAAACUGUGACACUGACCCCUGGUACAAUGCACACCAUCUUUAUCCCUUUCAGCUCUAGCUGGGUCAUGGGCCUUGGGCAGAUGCCAAAGAGCCAAGUGGUGGUGAGGCCAGCUGGGCAGAGCACCCUGCUUGGGCUAGCAAAGCUUUACCUUCUCUGAGUGCCUCCGCCCAAGAGAUGCAUGACCCAGGGUGCUGGGAGACCACAUCUUGGAGGGGCCCACUGGAGGCCUCCCACUUCAUCCACUCCCACCCUGCAUAGACCCGACCCUCACCCAGGAGCUUCUAGAUGGAAAUCAGAAGGAGGUUCAAGGAGCAAACGAAUGGUCAUCCCCACCAUCCACUCCCUGCCCCGUGCAGAUCCCAGCCAGCUCCAUCCCCAGCCCCGAAGGCUCCCGGCUGGGAUGGAAAGGGUUUCUGGUUGCACCGACUGCAGCUCUCAAACUGGUCUUGUACUUACUGAAUAAAUACUGUUGUUCUUGCCUUAGCUGCUCUCUAGGUUUGUGGGGUUAAGUUACCAGAAAAUUGUGCUACCGUGUGUGCGUGUGUGUGCGUGUGUGUAGUGCUAGGAGUGCACAGUAGGUCUCUGUCGAGCCGAUGCCAUGAUGACCCAUACUGACCCAGAAACCACAGAACCACGCGGAAACCCAAACCCCCUCCAGCUGCCAAGGCGGCGGGCACACCCUGGGGUCGGGAUGGAGCCUCCAGCACCCAAGUGACUUCCUCACUCCUCUGUAAAUGUCAUGGUGCUAAGACAGUGUCAACCCCAAGAUGACACACAGCCCUGUGCUUUGGCCACCGUUUGAGGCAAAAACAAAACAGCCCGACACGUUGUGUUCUGGUGCAGGUUUGCAUUAAACUGUAGCUACUUCUCA